Molecule: messenger RNA, 1338 nt
Organism: Metarhizium album ARSEF 1941
Lineage: Eukaryota; Fungi; Ascomycota; Sordariomycetes; Hypocreales; Clavicipitaceae
Product: AAA family ATPase Pontin
Exons: 4
Coding region: 1-1338 (445 amino acids)
Biological process (GO): regulation of transcription by RNA polymerase II; box C/D snoRNP assembly; chromatin remodeling
Cellular component (GO): Ino80 complex; R2TP complex; Swr1 complex
Molecular function (GO): DNA helicase activity; ATP hydrolysis activity; ATP binding
Source: RefSeq, a predicted model, not a curated record
AUGGUGCAGAUUAGCGAAGUCAAGGGCAACAAGCGGGACAACCGCACAGCAGCUCACACACACAUCAGGGGACUUGGGCUGAGGUCUGAUGGAUUCGCGGAGAAGAAUGCGGCCGGCUUCGUGGGCCAAGUUCCAGCCCGAGAGAUGGCCGGUAGAGGAGUCCUUCUCGCGGGAGGUCCUGGGACGGGAAAGACGGCGCUCGCGCUCGCGAUCAGCCAGGAGCUCGGAACCAAGAUCCCCUUCUGCCCCAUUGUCGGCAGCGAAAUCUACUCGACCGAGGUAAAGAAGACGGAGGUGCUGAUGGAGAACUUUCGGAGGGCAAUCGGCCUCAAGGUCAGGGAGACGAAGGAGGUCUACGAGGGCGAGGUCACGGAGCUUACGCCAGAGGAGGCCGAGAACCCGCUGGGCGGCUACGGCAAGACCAUUAGCACGCUUCUCAUCGGGCUCAAGAGCGCCAAGGGCCAGAAGAAGCUUCGCCUGGACCCCAGCAUCUACGAGGCCAUCCAGAAGGAGAGAGUCACCGUCGGCGACGUCAUCUACAUCGAGGCCAACACGGGCGCCUGCAAGCGGGUGGGCAGGUCGGACGCCUACGCGACCGAGUUUGACCUCGAGGCCGAGGAGUACGUGCCCAUCCCCAAAGGCGAGGUGCACAAGAAGAAGGAAAUCGUGCAGGACGUGACGCUACAUGACCUGGAUGUGGCCAACGCCAGACCACAAGGCGGUCAGGACAUCAUGAGCAUGAUGGGCCAGCUCAUGAAGCCCAAAAUGACGGAGAUUACGGAGAAACUGCGCGCCGAAAUCAACAAGGUCGUCUCCAAGUACAUUGACCAAGGCGUGGCUGAACUCGUCCCGGGAGUGCUGUUCAUUGAUGAAGCACACAUGCUCGACGUAGAAUGCUUCACUUACCUCAACCGGGCUUUGGAAUCGCCGAUUGCACCCAUUGUGGUGCUGGCGUCAAAUCGCGGAAUGUGCACAAUAAGAGGCACCGACGACAUUGUCGCCGCCCACGGCAUUCCAACAGACUUUCUCGCCCGGCUGCUCAUUAUCCCUACUGCCCCUUAUCAAGCCGACGAGAUCAAGCAGAUUGUGCGGAUACGAGCCUCCACCGAGGGCGUCGCUAUCACGGAUGCGGCUAUUGACAAGAUUUCGGAUCAUGGCGUGCGCAUCAGCCUCCGGUAUUGCUUGCAGCUACUGACCCCGGCAAGCAUUCUUGCAAAAGCCAACGGCCGUUCCCAGAUUGACGUCGAGGACGUUGGCGAGUGCGAGGACCUGUUCCUCGACGCUCGCCGAAGCGCUUCGCUAUUGAACAGCGAGGCCGGACGUGGAUACAUCUCGUAG